This is a messenger RNA of Saccostrea cuccullata (small rock oyster), 1894 nucleotides long. Its product is annotated as polyadenylate-binding protein-interacting protein 1-like. The record is from RefSeq and is a predicted model, not a curated record. NCBI's taxonomy places the organism in Eukaryota, Metazoa, Mollusca, Bivalvia, Ostreida, Ostreidae. The transcript has 11 exons. Gene Ontology annotation, biological process: regulation of translational initiation. Bases 62 to 1438 code for a protein of 458 amino acids. Gene Ontology annotation, molecular function: protein binding; translation activator activity; RNA binding.
ACAUUAUUUGUUAUUAUUUUUAGAAACAUAUUUUCGCGAAGAUUGUCUCACUUAUUUUGAGAUGUCUUCAGAAGCAGGUGGAAAAGAUAAAGAUUCUGAAGUGAAUGGGACGCCAGUAAAUCCAGCCGGUCUUAGGAAACCCCACCAAUCUACUCAAGAGAAACUUCGAAAUGAACUAUAUUCACCAAAAAAGCCCCAAAGCAAUCUCUCAGUUAAUGCGCCAGAAUUUGUACCUAGGAAGACUACGUUUUCUGUAACAGCAGCCGAAUUUGUUCCCAGACAGCAGCCCUACCCUCAGUAUUCAAAGAACCUAUAUGAAGACUUCCAGGAUUUACAGAUAGGGGAGUACUACACACCGAGCGGGGAGGAGGUCCUGAACAGUUUCCAGGAGACGCUGACCGCUCUCAUCAGCCAGCCCGGGAACAUGGAGGAACUGAUGAGGGUGGUCAUCGACCAGAUGAAACAGCUGCCAGAGUCUGAACAGUCCAUCCAGGAUAGUGUUAUAGAGAUGCUGUUUGAACAGUGUGUAACAGAACCCAAUUUUCGAUACACUGGUGCAAGACUUUGUAAGCUGCUAUGUAAAGAAUUAAAGUCCCAUCCCAUAUUUAAAAAUUUUAGAGGUGCAUUUCUUACAAGGUGUAAAGCAGAAUAUUUGAAGAAAGAUGAAAUGAUAGCAAAUCCCCAAAUGGUGGACCGUCUUUGUGGAUUCACAAUGUUUAUAGGGGAGCUCUUUCUCAACCUAGAGGUUGAAAAGGAAGUUGGUGGGAAAAUGACACUAGAGAAAAUAGGAAUAUUACGAAGCCCUGUCUUGAAGGAUCUUUUAUUGAUUCUAUUACAACAUCCCACAGAUUUCACUGUUAAAUGUGCCACACAGCUGCUUAAGCUGACAGGGUCCACAAUAGAAGAUACAGCUUAUUUAAAUACUACAUCAGAAGGUUCUUAUGAUGAAGUAUUUCUACAGAUACGACAGUUAGAUACCUACCCAGACCUAAAUAGAACUAGCAAGUGCUUAAUAAAAUCUGUGAUAGAUUUAAAAGACAAUAAUUGGGGAAGAUCUAGAUCAUCAAAUCCUGUAACACCUGAAGAAUCUUAUCAACCAGUCUAUCAACAGGCAGCAGAAUUCACACAGAAUGAACCUGUAUUUUACAAUCAGCAAGGUCAGCCAAUAACAGCUGAGGAGGCUGGCUAUUACGACCAAGCGUACAACAGCUACCUACAGGAGGAGGAGGAAUACGCACGCUGGGAGGCGGAAGGAUUCGAGGAACAAAAUGCCUGGGUGGAGGGCGGCGACUACCAGGCCUGGUCAUCAGACCCUAACCAGCUGGAGUACGAUAAUGGAUACUAUCAAACGGGGCCAUACAGUGAAAACUACAUGGACGAGGAGAUAGAAGCCGCCUAUGAAGAGUUCCUCCGACAACAACCUCCCCCGCCCCAAUAGCAGAGCCUGUCGACCAAUCAAACGAUGUCCUAUUGUACAUGUUGUCAAUUUUCAUUUGGACAGCCAAUAAGAAAGUGCUCGUUUACUCUUUUUUUAAAAGUCCAGAAUUAUGUUACAGUUUACACUGUGUUCAGUUGUUCCCUAACUGUUAAUGUAAAAGUUGCCUACAGAUGGUGUACAGAUGUAAAUAAUACAAUGUCCAGUUAUAUGACUUACUCUGAAUUUAAAAGCAGUAUAAAAAAAAAGUAAAUAAAUGUGCCUUAAAAAAUUCUAAAAAAUGAGGCUUUAUUACCAAAAUGAUUGUAGAAUGUCCUAAGGUAGUACAUGUAUUAGUAACAGCAUUUAACUGUUUUUUAAUGAUGAAAAACCAUACCUAACAAGGUGAUAGAAUUUAAAAAAAAAAUCAAUGUAGUGCAAUAUCUCAACUAAAAGCUCAUGAUGGAAAACAAAGUAAUG